Molecule: messenger RNA, 1184 nt
Organism: Lactuca virosa
Lineage: Eukaryota; Viridiplantae; Streptophyta; Magnoliopsida; Asterales; Asteraceae
Source: the annotation of a GenBank genome assembly
CAUCAUUCGAAUUCCCAAAUUUCGACGUAUCCCGCCCCCCAAAAAACAUUUCUCAUACCGGUGUGUUGUUUCUGGUUCCAAUUAACUCAAAACUCUCUGGGCGUUUGAUUCGUGGGGUUUUCGAGGGAUUUGAAUUUCGUCGUGAAACAACCGCCGACUCACCACCACCGGCCACCAGUUUCAGAUGGAGGCUCUUUAUUCAAAGCUAUAUGACAAGUACACUAGGCUCAAGACACAUAAAGCUUCUGAAAUAGAGCACUACAACUUUGAUCAAGAACAAAAGUUCAAGACUUAUGUGUCUGCUGCAGAUGAACUGAUUGACCAUUUACAAAAUGAAAAGGACACAUUAGAUGCACAAGUCAAUGAAUUAAGAAAUGAAUUGGCCUCAAUCAGAUCUGCCAAGGAUGAAGAGCAAAAAAAGUAUGAACACAUGCUUUUAAAAGAGAACCUGAAAAUAAAAGAACUUUCAGAAGAACUUGAGAGGAUGAAUAGAAGAGAAAUUCAUUCAAACACUAACAAUGAAAUAGUUCCAAUUAAGCAAAUGUCAACUUCUCCUCUUUCUUCAAUCAAAACUAACAAAUCAUCAAUGAGAAAGAGACUUAGGAGUUCCAUUGAUGAACAUGAGAACACCUCACAAGAAGAAUCACAAAAUGAUUUAGUUAAAGAAAACAUGUUUUUGGGUGCUAUUCAUGAUGCUAAUCAGCCUAAAUGCUGUCGUCGAAGGCUUGGGAAUUCAGUAAAUGGAAGUGAUCCAAUUCAUGAUUCAAGUGGGUAUACAUUUAAUUUAGGAUACGUGAAGAAUGCAUCAGGAGAAGAGGAGCUUAUGUACAAAGUGUCUUCAUUGGGGACUUUUGAGAGAGUAGCACCCGAAUGGAUGAGAGAUGUGAUGUUAUUUAGUAAGAGCAUGUCUCGUAUCUUUUUCAAAAAAGUAUCUGCUAUCAUGAAGCUUCAAGAAUGAUGAUGAUGAUGAUGAUAUGUGCAAAGAGGAAAGAGCUAUGCUUGUUGUAGAGUUAAAAUAUUGUAUUAUUCUUCUGUUUUUUUACUUGAGUAGCUUAGCUUGCAUGUGAGGUUUCUUGUUAGGUCAUACUUUCUUUUGUGACCUUUUAACGCAACAAAUUGCUCUUGUUAUCUAUCCUUGUGUUUUGGAAGGAGGUAUCUUAAAAGAAAUGUAAGCGAGAAGAAGG